This is a messenger RNA of Fomitopsis serialis, 5127 nucleotides long. Its product is annotated as multidrug resistance-associated ABC transporter. The record is from RefSeq and is a predicted model, not a curated record. Gene Ontology annotation, biological process: transmembrane transport. The transcript is spliced from 41 exons. The coding region runs from base 186 to 4811 and encodes 1541 amino acids. Lineage: Eukaryota; Fungi; Basidiomycota; Agaricomycetes; Polyporales; Fomitopsidaceae. Gene Ontology annotation, molecular function: ATP hydrolysis activity; ATP binding; ABC-type peptide transporter activity. Gene Ontology annotation, cellular component: fungal-type vacuole; membrane.
UGGUCGAGAACAAGUCACAGCAACUUGCUAUAUGAGCCGUGAUCGAGCGGUUCCGAGCUGUCGCUGGACAAAAGCCCUGUCUCGAGAGUCGGCGAGUGACCCGCUCGCCCACCAGAAGAGCUGCCAGCGGACUGAGUGGACCAGGAAGACGCACUCGAGUGGUUGCUUGCACUGAUCGACACGAGAUGAGCGUUGCGGAUCAAGCGCCCCUGUCCCUCGACUCCGGAUUCGGCGGAAAUGUUUCCGUCGUCGUUGCCCCGAGCAACCUGCCACCCGAGGUCAGCUUCGCCGAUGCGACGCUCGUUUUCCCUGUCGUCGUGGCAGCAGCAUCGCUGGUGAUUCUACUCAUCCAACUAGGUCUGCGUUCGAGAUGGCAGCAUGCGAAUAAGGUCGAAGCACCUGCAAGUCCUCUACAGAGCCGUUCCAAGUUCUCGCAGUGGUUAGCAGAGCGCGGAGGACCCACCAUCUUCGCCUUGAACAUCGUCAGGUCCUUGUCAUGCCUUGUGUUAUCCAUUCUGUCCGUGGCGACUGCGGUCCACCCGAGACCCGAUGCAUUCAUCCCAAAAGGAGCGUACGAUAUCGACAUCUUGUCGGUGAUGUAUGCUGUUGUUCCCGCAGCCUAUUUGUACACGUGCACGCUCAGCGUCGCGGCGACUGUUCUCAAUACGCGUUCAAGCGUGGUAGCUAUACGACACCUGAACGCAGUGCUCCUCGUCACCUGGGGUGUAUACGUCUAUCGGGACAUAUGGCCGCUGGCCACGUACACCAUAGAUCCUCUGGAUGCCUCAGAGGGGCCCUUGUUGUGGGCUCGUUUCGCCCUGCUCACCCUCAGCGCCGUCAUAGUACCUAUCAUCAUCCCACACCCCUACUUGCCCUUCGACCCGGCGAAUCCAUGGCCGAACCCUCCAGCGGAACAGACGACGUCGUGGCUGUCGUUUGUCUUCUUUUUCUUCGUGGACGAGACCAUCAGAGACGCCUCGCGCGUAGAACAUCUUUCGCUUGACAAGCUGCCGCCGCUAGCAGACUACGAUGAGGCGGAGAACCUCUUGAAAGAGAGCCUUCACGAACUCGACCCCCUCCAGUCUAAGAAGCGCAGACAUCUUGCAUGGAGCCUCUGGAAAGUGUGGCGUCUUGAAUGGAUCAAGAUGUGCUUCCCUCUCGCAGCCAGUACUGCUCUCAAAUUCGUAGCGCCGCUCAGUAUCAGAUACCUUCUUGACUACAUCGAAACUGGCGGCCAGGGAGCGUCUGUGCGCCCUUGGUUCUGGAUACUCACACUUUUCUGCGGUCCCACCUUUGACAACCUAUGCGCGCAAGAGUACACCUUCCUGUCGACGAGGUUGCUGGUCCGAUCUGAGGCCGUCAUCACUCAGCUCAUCUUCAACCACGCAUUGCGCAUGCGAAUGAAGGCCGAGGUUUCAAACACGCCUGGAUCCGAAGAAGGCUCCUCCGCAACCCCAGAGAAACCCAGCAAGACGAAGAAUUUGACUGGGAAAGUCAACAACCUCGUCACUUCCGACUUCGCGUCCUUCACCAGGGGAUUUGACUGGCUCUUCCUUCUGGUCAAGGUUCCUCUGGAGCUCGGUCUUUGUAUCUGGUUCCUGUACUCGAUCCUCGGCUGGAGUGCACUUGUUGGCCUAGCAACAAUCAUCAUCUUGCUUCCUGCACCAGGCAUGAUGUCGGGCGCGAUACAUGGAGCGGAGGUUGAAAAGAUGAAGAAGACGGAUGCCCGGGUUCAGAGCAUCACUGAAGCCAUGAAUGUCGUCCGCAUGAUCAAGUUCUUCGCCUGGGAAAGACGAAUCGAACAGCAACUCUCCGAGAAACGUAACGAGGAACUCAUGUGGAUACGGAGGUCGAAACUGCUGAGCAUCAUCAACGAUAACCUGAACGACCUGAUACCUUUGCUGACGAUGGUGGUGACCUAUGCCACCUUUACAAUUGGCAUGAAGCGCGAGUUGACAGCAUCUGUCGUGUUUUCCUCUAUUGCAGUAUUCGAGACGUUCACCGGACUCAUGCACAUGAUCAUGGGGCUGAUCCCGGGAUACAUAUCAGCCAAGGUCGCGCUCGAUCGCAUGACUGACUUCUUACACAACACGGAACUCAUCGACGAGUUUGCGGAUCCCUCUGGCAAUGACCAUUCACCAGCCGCACAGCCGCACGAAAACGGCCAGGACGUUAUCGGGUUUAGGAAUGCGACCUUCACAUGGGCCCGCGACGAUGACUCCGGUACACCUGCGCUGAGAUCAGGGCAGAGGAACUUCAUGCUGCGUAUCGAUGGCGACGUUCUAUUCAAGCGAGGCUGCAUCAACCUCGUUGUAGGGCCGACAGGAUCGGGGAAGACCUCUUUGUUGAUGGCUCUUCUUGGAGAGAUGCACAAUAUACCCAUGGGGCCAGAUUCCUUCAGUAUGCUCCCGCGUUCCGGUGGCGUUGCCUAUGCAGCUCAGGAAUCUUGGGUGCAGAACGAAACGAUCAGGGACAACAUUCUGUUCGGUGCAACUUACGACGAACGACGAUACCAGAUGGUACUAGAGCAAUGUGCACUGAAGCGUGACCUUGACUUGUUCGUUGCUGGCGAUCUCACUGAGGUAGGAGAGAAGGGGAUCACUUUGAGUGGUGGGCAGCAGGCACGCAUCACACUCGCUCGAGCUAUAUACUCGAAGGCGCAAAUAUUGCUAUUGGAUGAUAUUCUUGCUGCUUUAGACGUGCACACGUCCCGAUGGAUCGUAGAAAAGUGUCUCAAGGGCGAACUUGUCCGUGGUCGGACAGUCAUACUAGUUACGCACAACAUCACAUUGGCAGGCCCCAUCGCCGACUAUGUGGUCGCAGUCGGGUUGGAUGGUCGCGUUGCUGGCCAAGACUCAAUUUCGAGCGCACUAGAACGAGACAACAGACUUGCCGCAGAAGUUGCAAAAGAAGAUGAAGAGCUUGCAAAGAAAAAGGAUACGUUAGAUGAAGAAAUUGGGGAUGAGACUGCCCAAAAGGUCGAUGGCAAACUGAUAGUCGAGGAAGAGGUUGAAGUGGGCCACGUUGGCUGGUCAGCCAUGAAGCUAUAUGUACAUUCGCUUGGAGGAGAACAUCAAUCGCUCUUCUGGCUCAGUUUCAUGGGUAGCCUAGUCGUGUUCAACAUAUUGAACAAUCUGCAGACCUGGUUCCUUGGAUUUUGGGCUCGACAAUACGAGGAACAUGAUGCUUCCGAAGUGCAUGCUCCACAAUAUCUGCUCGGAUACUGUGUCAUAAUGGCAGCGUCGAUUGGCUUCUACAUGACAGCACUAUCUGUGUACGUGUUGGGCACCCUCAGGGCGUCGAAGAUCAUGCAUCGGAGCUUGAUAUCAUCUGUAUUCUCUGCUACGCUGAGAUGGUUAGACAAGACACCAACAGCAAGAGUGAUCGCACGCUGCACUCAAGAUAUACAAGCUAUGGAUGAUCAGGUUGGUAGAUGGAUAGGUGUGGUCGUAGACAUGGGCACCGCGAUGUUGCUCAAGCUGGGCGCCGUGAUGCUCAUAUCGCCUAUCUUCGCCGUCCCUGGAGCAAUCAUCGCGUUCCUGGGCGGUUGGAUUGGGAGAAUGUACAUGAAGGCUCAGCUCUCAGUCAAACGCGAAAUGAGUAAUGCAAGGUCGCCUGUGUUGGGCCAUUUCGGAGCUGCAUUUGCAGGAAUCAUCUCGAUUCGCGCAUACGGUGCGCAAGAGGCCUUCAAGAGGGAGUCCUACGUACGCAUCAACCACUACACACGUGCGGCCAGGUCGUUUUGGAACCUAAAUCGCUGGGUUGGCAUCCGAUUGGACGUACUCGCCGCUCUUUUCACUGCUAUUUUGGCAGCGUAUCUUGUCUAUGGAAGAUCCAAUACUGCUUCUAAUAUUGGCUUUUCGUUGGUAAUGGCAGUCGGCUUCAGUAGUCAGAUCCUCUGGUUCGUCAGGGUAUUCAACAGACUGGAAGUCGCAGGCAACAGUGUGGAGAGGAUCAAGCAGUAUCUUGACAUAGAACACGAACCAAAGCCGACAGCAGUCGGUGUUCCCCCGGCCUACUGGCCUGCAAGCGGCCAGCUAAAGGUGGACAAGUUAUCCGCCCGCUAUUCAGAGAACGGACCGCGUGUCUUGCACGAGAUUUCCUUCGAGGCGAAAUCUGGGGAACGAGUUGGCAUUGUUGGUCGGACGGGUAGCGGAAAGAGCUCCCUUGCACUCGCACUGUUACGUUGCAUACAUACGGAGGGCGAAGUGUUCUACGACGGUCUCGCCACAGAUGACAUCAACCUCGACGCUCUACGAUCAAGCAUCACCAUCAUUCCACAAUCGCCUGAGCUUCUCAGUGGGACUUUGCGUCAGAACCUCGACCCGUUUCAGCAACACGAUGAUGCCCUUCUGAACGACGCGCUUCAAUCUGCCGGGCUUUUCUCUCUGCAAAGCAGCUUGACGGAGGGGAAGAUCACUCUUGAUACACAGAUCGCCGGCGGAGGCAGCAACCUCUCCGUGGGUCAGCGUCAAAUCUUAGCAUUGGCCAGAGCCAUCAUACGUCAGAGCAAGCUACUCAUCCUCGACGAAGCUACAUCAGCAAUCGACUAUGCGACGGAUGCCGCGAUUCAAUUGUCGUUGCGCAAGGAGUUAGAUAGAGGCGCGACAGUCCUCACCGUAGCUCACAGGCUGCAGACGAUCAUGGAUGCCGACAAGAUUAUGGUCCUCGACGCUGGUCGCAUAGUCGAAUAUGGGGAACCUCGAGAGCUACUAAAGGACGUGAACGGGAUGUUCCGCGCUUUGGUGGAUGAAAGCCCUGAUCACGACACGUUGCACUCAAUGGCGAAUCGCACAGGAGGAGAGUCGUAGUUGCGGUGUGGACGUAUAUGAUUUCUAACGGAUCUAGUGCGAGGCUGGCUGUACACGCCGCUCAUAAUACAUCAUGGACACAUAGUAUCUCGUGCCACCUUCGUCGUGAUUGCGGAUGCAUACGUUCCGCUGUGAAGUUGGGAAGGACUGUUAUCACGACGAUCAUUACUCAGUUGACCAUGCAGACAGCAGUUCAGACCCCCGACGCUUUGAAUCGAGAGCCGUGUUCACCUGGGUCAGUUGUAUGUAGUGAACGGAAACGCGUCCUGAAUUGCGAAAAUCUCAUCCGGAACAUAUGAAUAGUAUUGGAUACGUU